AUGAGUCAGGUGUUGAAGAAGAAGGUCAGGUCGAUUGUAUCGGCUGAUCGACGAAGACACAGAGAUGAUGGUAUCGAUCUAGAUCUCUCAUAUAUAACAAAUAAUAUAAUAGCAAUGAGUUUCCCAAGCUCUGGAUUGGAGAGUACAUGGAGGAAUUCGAUCAAUGAUGUUUGUAGAUUGCUGACGAAUAAGCAUAAUGGAAAGUUUAUGAUUUGGAACCUUUGCGAGCGUGGCUAUGAUUAUGCCAAGUUCAAUAAUCAGAUAUUGGACUUCCCCUUUGCAGAUCAUCACGCUCCAUCACUAAACUUGUUGUUUGAAAUCGUCAACUCACUCGAUAAUUGGCUGAGAGCCGACCCAGAGAACGUGGCCGUCGUGCACUGCAAGGGUGGCAAGGGCCGCACGGGCACAAUCAUCUGCUGCUAUCUCUACUACUGCAGCCACUUUGACACGAUGGAGCAGUGUCUCAAGCACUUUGCCGAGCGACGCAGCACCAAGCACAAGGGCGUCACGCAGCCCUCGCAGCAGCGCUACAUCAACUACUUCAAACAGAUCGUCACUGGCAACUUUAUGAUCGAGGUGUUCUCCAUGAACCUCGUCUCCAUCGACCUUGGCACAAUGACGCGAGAGAAGGCCAACUCCAUCUCCCUCGAGAUAUACGAGCACGAGAAGGAGUCCAACCUCCUAUUCGCAAGUUCACCAUCAUCAUUACAGGUCGCUGCUGUCAACGCCGCACAGAACAAGUAUAAGGUUAACAUUGUGAUUGGCAAGCGAUUCAUUAAGGACCUCGUGGUCAGAGUGUACCAGGGCUCAGGCUCAUCAAGGAAACAGAUAUUUCACUUCAUCUUCAACAUAUCAUUCAUCAACUUGGAACAGAACAAAGUAGUCUUCUUCAAGAAGGACUUGGACCAUUUCAAGAAGUCUGACAAGUUCGACGAUGACUUCUACAUCGAGUGUAUAUUUCAGAACGACUGUACUACACUGCCCGAUCAUUCAUUUCAGAUUUGGAACAUUAUGGCGGUGAAGUACCAACAGACCAAGGCAAAGAAGGAUCUGACAUUGGCACUGCCUGCUGGUGCUGGACAUGGUCAUCACAAUCAAAACAAUCAUCAUAUUACAUCGACACAAACGACUACACAUACGCAACCAUCACCAUUUACACAUUUACCAGCGAUCACCAGUUCACUACCGAUAGAGAACAGACUCAAAUCAUCAACUGUAUCAUCAUCAUCAUCAUUCAUUGGACCAUCCAGCAGUCAUUCCAAAAAUAUACUACAUCCGCGCACUCAUUCCACGCUGGAAGGAGUCCACAACCUCAGCAGUAGUUAUAGUGGUAGUAGUAGUCCAACAACAAGUAUAUCAUAUAGAGAUUGCAAGAUGAUGGAGGUUAGCGAUUUAAAGAAGAAGUUGCUCACAAUCGAUAUUGCCGUGGACAACAAUAAUAAGAGCAAUCCCAUCUCCAUCACCGACGAGAAGCCACCAGGACGACACACACUGCCAGGCAGUUGGACACCACCGCGACCACCUUCAAGGAGUCGCAUCUUUGCUCAGUUCUCUGGACAUCGAGGAAGUGGUGGCGGCCUUAACAAGAGUGAUGGACUGAUACCCCCGCCAACAUUCAGCAAUCACAGAUCAACACCGCCAGACGAGGCAGCAAUAGACGAUUAUCAAUCAAUCAAAGUACACGACACUGCCAGCCACAGCACGACCUCCACCACAAUGACGUCGUUGGUUGUCAGUGCCAACGUCAAGGGUGGGCCUGCAUCCGCCACACCAUGA
Messenger RNA from Acytostelium subglobosum LB1, 1776 nucleotides. RefSeq lists its product as hypothetical. The record is from RefSeq and is a predicted model, not a curated record. Gene Ontology annotation, cellular component: cell projection; nucleus; cytosol. Gene Ontology annotation, biological process: cell motility; phosphatidylinositol 3-kinase/protein kinase B signal transduction; regulation of phosphatidylinositol 3-kinase/protein kinase B signal transduction. The transcript is spliced from 5 exons. Lineage: Eukaryota; Evosea; Eumycetozoa; Acytosteliales; Acytosteliaceae. Gene Ontology annotation, molecular function: phosphatidylinositol-3,4,5-trisphosphate 3-phosphatase activity; protein tyrosine phosphatase activity. The coding region runs from base 1 to 1776 and encodes 591 amino acids.